Drosophila takahashii is the source of this 1472-nucleotide messenger RNA. It is a transcript of the gene Cht4, whose product is annotated as Chitinase 4. Gene Ontology annotation, biological process: carbohydrate metabolic process; chitin catabolic process. Lineage: Eukaryota; Metazoa; Arthropoda; Insecta; Diptera; Drosophilidae. Gene Ontology annotation, molecular function: chitinase activity; chitin binding. The record is from RefSeq and is a predicted model, not a curated record. Gene Ontology annotation, cellular component: extracellular region.
CUGAGAAGGCACAUUAUGAAGGUUUUCUCGAUUUGGGCUUUGGCAGCUCUUUGCCUUUGCCUCGGCCAAGUGGCCACCAGCGAAAAGCUCAUCAACUGCUACUGGGGCACCUGGGCCAACUAUCGUCCCGGCGAUGGCAAGUUCACCCCCUCGGACAUCGAUCCCUCCCUGUGCACCCACAUCAGCUACACCUUCUUCGGAAUCAGCGAUGCCGGCGAGUUCAAGUCCCUGGACACCUGGCUGGACAUGGACGAUGGACUGGGCUACAUUAGCCAGACGAUUGCCCUGAAGCAGCGUAAUCCCAAUCUGAAGAUUCUGGCUGUGGUGGGCGGCUGGAACGAGGGUUCCGAGAAGUACUCAGCCAUGGCCGCCGAUCCUGCCAAGCGUGCCACCUUUGUGACCACCUCCCUGGCCUUCAUUCAGCAGUAUGGCUUCGAUGGUCUGGAUUUGGAUUGGGAGUAUCCUGGUCAGCGAGGAGGCAGCGAUGCGGAUCGCGUUAACUUUGUGACCCUGCUGCGUGAGAUUAAGGAAACUUAUGACAAGUAUGGAUUGGAACUGGGUAUUGCCGUGGGUGCCUCCGAGAAGUCGGCCAGCAUCUCCUACGACAUUCCGGCCAUUUCCCAGCACCUGACCUUCAUCAAUGUGAUGACCUACGACUUCCACAUGGCUCUGGAUGGCUACUUGGGUCUCAAUGCUCCUCUGCCCGAGGUCACCGAAUCCAUUGACUACUGGCUUUCGCAUGGUGCCCCCGCCGAGAAACUGAUCCUGGGCAUUGGCUUCUAUGGUCAUAGCUACCAGAUGUCCGAUAGUUCUCAAAACUGGCCUGGAGCCGCUUGCAUUGGUCCCGGAACUGCUGGCGUCUACACCCGGGAGAAUGGCUUCCUGGGCUACCACGAGAUCUGCCUGAACAACUGGAACACCGUUUUCGAUCAGGAGAACGGUGCUCCGUAUGCCUACCAGGGCGACCAAUGGAUCGGCUAUGACAACCCCGAGAGCAUCCAGAUGAAGAUGCAGCUGGUGGAGUCCCGCAACCUGGGAGGCGCCAUGAUGUGGUCCAUCGAGACUGAUGACUUCCGUGGCCUCUGCGGAGAGUCCUAUCCCCUGCUGAAGACCAUGAACCGCGCUCUGGGAAAGGAGGUUAGCGGCGGAGGAGGAGGAAGUGUAACCCCCUCGCCAACUUCUGCUCCCACUGCUGGCACCACGCCCACACCCACUCCCGGUGGAGGAGGAAGUGGAGGUGGUGGCUCCACUGGAGACUGCGCAUCUACCGCAAAUGGUCACUACAUGACCGUUGGCGACUGCAACAAGUACUACCAGUGCACCGAUGGCGUCCGUUACGACUUCCAAUGCGGAGCGGGACUGUACUUUAAUACCAACACCCAAAUCUGCGACUGGCCGGCUAAUGUCGCUUGUCCCUAUUAAAUAAACAGCAAAUGAAAAUAUACCAGCAUUUUGAAUAAUCAAAAAAUAUA